AAAUCCCACACCAUUAGAUUUCUAGUGGUUCUGUUCUCUCUUAUCUCUUCUCUCGAGUUUCCCUCUCUGCUCUCUCUUCGUGCUCUCUCUCUCUACAGACAAUCAAGCUCUUCUCUCUCUGUUCUCUCGGUCUCCUCUGCUCGUAAGGGUUUUGAUCUCCUCCUGUGAUUAAAGUACGAGCGGACUCUCUCGCUUCAUAUCUCUCCCUCUCAAACCACGAACUCGCCUCCCUCCAAAACCCCGUCUUCCGACCUCCAAAUCCCUCGUUUUCAGGCUCUUCUCCGUCUCCGCUGCUUCUGCGGUCUCGUCCUCGCACUAUCCGAAGAGCUUCGAUGGCGAUAUCGAGCCGUACUUGUCGUGUUCGAUGCCUCAUAAACGCCUUAGAGUCGCCGUGCUUCUCAGCGGCGGCGUCGACAGCAGCGUCACUUGGUGCCUCCUCCACGCCGCUGGCCACUCCUACAUCGCCUUUUACCUCAAGAUUUGGUUCCAAGACGAUUUCGAGAACUUUUGGUCGGAGUGUCCAUGGGAAGAGGAUUUGAAGUAUGCCAAAGUUGUUUGUAGUCAGAUUGAAGUGCCACUUGAAGUUGUACAUUUGACUGAUGAGUAUUGGAAGAAUGUGGUAUCCUACAUUAUUGACGAGUAUCGUUGUGGCCGUACCCCUAAUCCAGAUGUUCUUUGCAAUACGAGAAUAAAGUUCGGUUCAUUUAUGGAUGCCAUCAGCAGUAGGGAGUUCGACUACAUUGCUUCUGGACAUUAUGCGAACGUUGUCUCAUUUACAAAUGAAAGAGGCGAUGCAUCUGUUUUGGAACUAUCACAAGACAUGAUUUUUGAGAAGAACCACACCAAAAUUGAUAAUUAUGGUAUUUGGCCGCGUUAUCAGAGUCGAAUUGGGUACCAUAAUAUGUACAAGGAGUUAUGUGACACCACUCUAAAUGGUAUCGUGGAGCAGAUGUACAACGAAAUGGCUUCUCGCCACAAAGUCAGGUUCUCAUGCAUUCAGAUUAUCAAGACUGCAAUUGUCCCUGCCAAGCUUUGCAAGAGAGAGAGCACAAAACAAUUCCACAACUCGACGAUAAGUUCCCGUUGGUGUACAAGAAGGUCAAACCACCAACUAGGAAGUUGAAGACCACAUACAAGGCAUCGAGGGCCAACUUGUUUAUGUAACUUGUUCAUUUGACUAUCAAGCUUUUAAGAGAAGUUAAAAUGAGGCUAUUCCUAGAUCUUUUUAGUAGAAACCUCUUUUUUGGUCCAUUUUUGUUAUUUUAUUGGAUAUUUUGUUAUUUGAGCAUCUUUGAACCCCAAGUUGGUUUAGAUUAAA
Messenger RNA from Morus notabilis, 1318 nucleotides. RefSeq names its product tRNA-specific 2-thiouridylase MnmA. The transcript is spliced from 6 exons. Gene Ontology annotation, cellular component: ribosome. The record is from RefSeq and is a predicted model, not a curated record. Gene Ontology annotation, biological process: translation. NCBI's taxonomy places the organism in Eukaryota, Viridiplantae, Streptophyta, Magnoliopsida, Rosales, Moraceae. The coding region runs from base 365 to 1123 and encodes 252 amino acids. Gene Ontology annotation, molecular function: structural constituent of ribosome.